Messenger RNA from Knipowitschia caucasica, 2199 nucleotides. NCBI's taxonomy places the organism in Eukaryota, Metazoa, Chordata, Actinopteri, Gobiiformes, Gobiidae. The record is from the annotation of a GenBank genome assembly.
AUGUGUUUACGGCUCUUGUGGGAGAGACAAACCUUUGAGGUCAUGUCGUCAGCAACAUUCGGUCUCACAGUUCUUUCCCAGUGGACCAUACGUCUCUCCAUAACCUCCCCCCUGUCCUUCCUCCACUCGCUCCAGGUGCUGGGCUACUACAACCGCAGAGGCAUCAACCCGGAGGCCUUCCUCAACGAGAUCCGCUACAUCGCCAGCGACCCAGACGACAAGCACUUCUUCAACGUGACCGACGAGUCCGCACUCAAAGACAUCGUGGACGCCCUGGGAGAGCGCAUCUUCAGCCUGGAAGGCACCAGUAAGAACGGCACAGCGUUUGGUCUACAGAUGUCCCAGGCUGGUUUCUCCGCACACACGGUGGAGGAUGGGAUUGUGGUGGGAGCCGUGGGAGCCUACGACUGGAACGGGGCCGUGCUGAAGGAGACGCGGCAGGGAAAGGUCAUCCCUCCCAAGGCCUCCUACACCCACGAGUUCCCAGAGGAGCUCAAGAACCACGGGGCUUAUCUGGGCUACACGGUGAGCUCUGUGGUCUCGGCUCGACACGGGCGCCUCCUGGUGGCCGGCGCUCCCCGCUUUAACCACACGGGGAAAGUCAUCGUGUUCACUCUGAAGAACAGCGGAGAGCUCAGUAUCCUGCUCUCACUCAAAGGACAGCAGAUCGGCUCGUACUAUGGCAGUGAGAUCGCUCCCAUGGACCUGGACGGAGACGGGGUGACGGACAACCUCCUGGUGGCUGCUCCCAUGUUCUUCAGCGGAGGCAUGGAAAAGGGCAAAGUGUACAUCUACAGGGUCUCCGAACAUAACCGGUUUGUGCUGGAGGGCUCUCUGGAGAUCCACAAUGGCGGCCAGAACGCACGCUUCGGCUCGUCCCUGGCACCGGUGCCCGACCUGAACGGGGACGGCUUCAACGACCUGGUGGUGGGCGCACCGCUGGAGGACGACCACAGGGGGGCAGUGUACGUGUUCUUCAGCCAGCACAACCGCAUCCUGCGCAAAUACAAGCAGAGGAUCGCGGGGGCAGACCUGGCCUCGGGGCUGCAGUACUUCGGUCGCAGUAUUCACGGAGCCAUGGACAUGAACGGGGACGGCCUGGUGGACCUGGCUGUGGGCGCACUGGGAGCCGCUGUCCUGCUCUGGUCCCAGAGUGUGGUGCGGAUCUCGGCCUCGGUGCGAUUCGAGCCCGCAAAGGUCAACGUGUUUGUGAAGGACUGUCAGCGCGCGGGCAAAGAGGUCACCUGCAUGUCCGCCAUCGCCUGCUUCAACGUGAUCGCGCGCACCCCGGUCCCCGCGGGCCGGCGUGUGGACAUGAAGUACAACGUGUCCAUCGUGGAGAGGCGCUUCAAUCCCAGAGCUGCCCUGGACCAUCCAGCACAGGCCCAACGGCAGAACCUGAGCCUGCUGCCCGGAGAGGAGUUCUGCCAGCACCACUACUUCCACGUCAUGGAGACCACGGACUACGCUCGGCCCAUUGUGUUCGCUGUUCAAGUGGGACUGCAGAGACCUGAGGAGAGCCCAGUGCUGGACGAGGGCUGGCCCACCCUCACACACACAGAGCUGCCCUUCUGGAACGGCUGUGACGAGGACAACUGCAUCCCUGACCUAUCGCUACAGAGUAUGACCGACCUGAUGAACCCCAGGCAGUUCUGUGCUCAGCCGGUCCAGUCUCAGGGCGUCUUCUGCAGAAAUGUGGGGGAGGCGGGCACAGAGGGCAGCCUCAGGGUGAUGGAGGCCCGCAGGGGGAGGAUGGUGGUGGACGUCCGGCUGGAAAACAGAGGGGAAAACGCUUAUGGAGCCCGCAUUAACAUCAGCCACACGGCCAACCUGCGCCUGUCCAGCCUGCAUGUGAAGGACAACUCUGACAUCAGAAUCGUGUGUAGCAGUGAGGACCGUCUCCGUCUGCAAAGACUCUGCAACGUCAGCGCCCCGUUCAUGAGAGCCAAGUCUAAGGAAGCCAAGACAGGCCAUGCCGGUGAUGUGACGGCCUGGCCUGGCUUCCUCAUCAUCCCCACCACCACCACCGCCACCACCGCCACCUCCACCAACACCAACACCCAGGGAGAAUCCUCCUCUCCUGACUCAGAGUUAGUCCGGGGUCAGGGCCUGUGCUCCGGCCCCGUGCUGCUGGCCUCCUCUGGGGACUGGACCCUGUUUGGAGCUGUCUGUGACCUGCACACGCUGAGAACUGUCUGA